AUGAACACUGCUUUUCGACGAUCUAGCUUUUUCAUUUUCAAGCAGUAGCUGAUAUUCAGGUGCCGAGCACUAAUAACUACUCCUAAAGUUCAUACAAAAACUCAAUUCAGAUCUGUGGCGCAAUUGUAUUAAAAACUUACUCCCCCUUGAUUAUCGAAUAAUAAUUUUGUUCUUUAAAGUGAACGGUUAUUUUUUCAAUUUCAUAAAUUUGCUCACUAAUAAAUUGAGAAUUAGCAACCAGUUCAAAGAAAACUUGGUCAAACUUUCUUAUAAGCCUUUAUACAACAUGUCAAUUUAUGAAUUAUUGACAGCUGUAUCUGAGGAUAAUGAAGAAAACGGUAUUUCAUAAUUAGAACUUGAUGAAGAAGAUGGAAUGUAA
Blepharisma stoltei is the source of this 379-nucleotide messenger RNA. Lineage: Eukaryota; Ciliophora; Heterotrichea; Heterotrichida; Blepharismidae. The record is from the annotation of a GenBank genome assembly.